Gastrolobium bilobum is the source of this 1472-nucleotide messenger RNA. RefSeq names its product sorbitol dehydrogenase. Bases 197 to 1303 code for a protein of 368 amino acids. NCBI's taxonomy places the organism in Eukaryota, Viridiplantae, Streptophyta, Magnoliopsida, Fabales, Fabaceae. The transcript has 6 exons. Gene Ontology annotation, molecular function: zinc ion binding; oxidoreductase activity, acting on the CH-OH group of donors, NAD or NADP as acceptor. The record is from RefSeq and is a predicted model, not a curated record.
UAUGGAUGAGAACAAUCCAAUAUCACCCACAAAACCACCAUCCAUUUAUUGAUAAUAAUAAAACAUAUUGAAGAAAGGGACAUGAUACGAGUCAUGGCAAUACCAGUUUUCCAAAACUAAAAGCCCCAUAGUGUUGUUGUUCUCACUGUGAUAGCUUCAAAAUUUGAGAGAGACAAGAGUUGUAGUUAGUGAACAAAUGGGUAAAGGGGGUAUGUCAAUUGAUGAUCAUGGGGAAGGAAAAGAUGGUGUUGAACAAGAGAAUAUGGCUGCUUGGCUUGUUAGUAUUAACACUCUCAAGAUUCAACCUUUCAAGCUUCCUCCUCUUGGACCCCAUGAUGUCAGGGUUAGAAUGAAGGCUGUUGGUAUCUGUGGGAGUGAUGUUCACUACGUCAAGGCAAUGAGAUUGGCAGACUUUAUAGUAAAAGAACCUAUGGUUAUUGGUCAUGAGUGUGCUGGGAUCAUUGAAGAAGUUGGUAGUGAGGUGAAGAAUUUGGAGGCUGGUGACCGUGUGGCAAUUGAGCCUGGGAUCAGUUGUUGGCGAUGUGAUCCCUGCAAACAGGGUAGAUAUAAUUUAUGCCCUGAUAUGAAGUUUUUUGCUACUCCACCAGUUCAUGGUUCACUGGCUAAUCAGGUAGUGCACCCAGCAGACCUAUGUUUUAAACUGCCAGAUAAUGUGAGCUUGGAGGAGGGAGCAAUGUGUGAACCCUUAAGUGUUGGUGUUCAUGCUUGUAGGCGUGCUAAUAUUGGUCCAGAAACAAAUGUGUUGAUCAUGGGAGCAGGACCCAUAGGACUUGUUACAAUGCUUGCAGCUCGUGCUUUUGGGGCACCCAGGAUCAUCAUUGUGGAUGUGGAUGACCAUCGUUUGUCUGUUGCAAAAACUCUUGGUGCAGAUAAUAUUAUCAAAGUUUCAACAAACAUUCAGGAUGUAGCAGAAGAAGUUGUACAGAUACAUAAGGUUAUGGGAGCUGGUGUAGAUGUUACCUUUGAUUGUGCUGGUUUUAACAAAACCAUGUCUACAGCAUUGAGUGCAACACAGCCAGGUGGCAAAGUUUGUCUAGUGGGAAUGGGUCAUUCUGAAAUGACUGUACCACUCACCCCAGCUGCUGCAAGGGAAGUUGAUGUGAUUGGCAUUUUCCGCUAUAAGAACACAUGGCCUCUUUGCCUUGAGUUUCUAAGGAGUGGCAAAAUUGAUGUGAAACCCCUUAUAACUCACAGGUUUGGGUUCUCUCAAAAGGAAGUGGAAGAAGCCUUUGAAAUAAGUGCUCGCGGUGGUAAUGCCAUUAAGGUCAUGUUCAAUCUUUAGAUACUGCAAUGCAACUUUACAAACUGUCUUAUUUUGAACAAAAUAUAUGUAAUUACGUUUCAUGUCCAUGCUCAUGCUCAUGUUAAACACCAAUGUAUUUAUAAUAUGGGGUAUGAAUAAAGUUGCUUCAGUAUGAACUUGUUCAAAAUGUUGUGAAUAGUAACUGCAG